Messenger RNA from Syngnathus acus (greater pipefish), 429 nucleotides. Its product is annotated as snaclec A8-like. Bases 1 to 429 code for a protein of 142 amino acids. The transcript has 3 exons. NCBI's taxonomy places the organism in Eukaryota, Metazoa, Chordata, Actinopteri, Syngnathiformes, Syngnathidae. The record is from RefSeq and is a predicted model, not a curated record. Gene Ontology annotation, molecular function: signaling receptor activity.
AUGCAAGUGUUCCAUCAGUGUGCUCUGAUUUGUCCGCCUGAUCCCCAAAUUGUGCCUUCAGCCAACAAGUGUCUUCCCGGGUGGCUCGAGCACGACUCCAGCUGCUACAAGAAGGAGAUGAUUCCCAACGGUUGGCUGGGGGCCCGGCACCACUGCGUCUGGCAGGGCGGCGACCUGCUCUCCAUCACCUCCUCGGCCGAGGAGGACUUUGUGAAGCGCACCAUGGGCAAGAACACCCGCUUCUGGCUGGGACUCUCCAACCAGAAAUGCGACGACGUCUGGUGUGGCUUUGUAGCCGGAAGCCAGGAGCUGAUCUGGUCUGAUGGCGAGACAACGACACACACCAACUGGGCCUUAGACCGAUUUAAAAGGCUGCCCGGAGGGACGGACGUUUACCUCCAAUCGUGUUUCUGCUGUAAUGAAGAGUGA